Phragmites australis (common reed) is the source of this 2014-nucleotide messenger RNA. RefSeq names its product xyloglucan galactosyltransferase XLT2-like. The record is from RefSeq and is a predicted model, not a curated record. Bases 363 to 1793 code for a protein of 476 amino acids. Gene Ontology annotation, molecular function: galactosyltransferase activity. The transcript has a single exon. Lineage: Eukaryota; Viridiplantae; Streptophyta; Magnoliopsida; Poales; Poaceae. Gene Ontology annotation, biological process: xyloglucan biosynthetic process.
CGGGCGCAGUUUCACGGCAUCUCCAGUGGAGGACUGCUGGAGUCUACCUGAAAUCUCUUCUGCCGCUGCAGUACAUUCUUCCCAUCCGUGGCGCCGCCGAGCAAACAGUGACCGAAAGCCGCUGCUGUUCUUUCCCGUUUCUGCACUUGUCUACUCGCAAAAAGCACUUGCCCAGCGCAGCACGAUCUCCAUCCCCCAAUCCUCCGGCUGCGCCUUACCGCGCGGCACGUUCUCACCCCGCGGUCCCCGUCCCGCCGUGCUAGGCUGUGAAGCAGAUCGCCUCACGUCACGGUAUCACACCACGCCGACGCGCGAUCCUCACUUGGCUCGGGAUCGAUUGGUUCGUCCUCGUCGCCGCCCCCAUGGCGAUGUAUCGCCCCGUGCCGCCCAACACGGCCGCGCGCCGCCCGCGCCUCGCCGUGCUCCUCCUGCUCGGCUUCUUCGCCCUCCAGCUCCUCGUCUUCCUCACCUUCCGCUCCGUGCGGUCCCCUCCCGCCCCAUCCGCCGCCGUCGCCGCCUCCUCCUCAGUGCCGGUGCCGACUUGCCGGGACGACAAGGAUUCCAGCUGCGGGGGCGGGCUGGUGUACGUCUACGACCUCCCCGCGGUCUUCAAUGAGGACCUGCUGGGGUUGUGCGACGCGCUCGCGCCAUGGUACUCGCUGUGCCCCUAUCUUGCCAACGACGGGCUCGGGUUCCCCGCCGAAGGGACCAACCUGUCGGCGAUCCUGCCGCGCGAGCUGCUCGGGUCGUGGUACGCGUCCGACCAGUUCGCGCUGGAGCACAUCGUCCACCGCCGCCUGCUCUCGCACCGGUGCCGCACCGCCGACCCGGCUCGCGCCGCCGCGUUCUUCGUGCCGUUCUACGCGGGGCUCGCCGUGGGGCGCCACCUGUGGGCGGCCAACGCCAGCGACGCCGACAGGGACAGGGACUGCGUCGCGCUGCUGUCGUGGCUGCACGCGCAGCCGUACUACAAGCUGUCCCACGGCUGGGACCACUUCAUCGCGCUGGGACGCAUCACGUGGGACUUCCGCCGCACGCCGGACGGCGGCGGGUGGGGUGGCAGCUUCCUCACCAUGCCCAGGGUGGCCAACGUGACGCGCCUCAUCAUCGAGCGCGAUCCAUGGGACGCCAUGGACGUCGGCAUCCCGUACCCCACCGGCUUCCACCCGCGCACCGCAGCCGACGUGCACGCGUGGCAGCGGUACAUCGCGCGACGCCCGCGCCCCAGGCUUUUCGCCUUCGCCGGAGCUCCGCGGUCGGCCAUCAAGGGCGACUUCCGCGCUCUGCUGCUGGAGGAAUGCCAGGCGGCCGGGGCCGCGUGCGGCGCGCUGGACUGCGCCGAGGGCAAGUGCAUCAAGAACAAUGCGCUCGUCAUGCAGCUGUUCAUGGGUGCCAGGUUCUGCCUGCAGCCGCGCGGGGACAGCUUCACGCGGCGGUCGCUGUUCGACUGCAUGGUGGCCGGCGCCGUCCCGGUGCUGUUCUGGCGGCGGAGCGCGUACCAGCAGUACGGGUGGUACCUGCCUGUGGGCGGGCGCGAGGGCGAAUGGUCCGUGUUCAUCGACCGCAACCAGCUCCGCGCCGGGAACGUCACCGUGCGCGGCGCGCUGGCGGCCAUCCCGGAGUCGCGGGUGCGGUUGAUGCGGAAGCGCGUGGUGAAGAUGAUCCCGAGGCUAGUGUACUCCUCGGCUGACGAGGAGGGGCUUGGCGGCGACAUGAAGGAUGCUGUGGACGUCAUGGUCGACGGCAUGCUGCGGCGGGUCGCCGAACAGCGCCGGAGCUGGAGGAGAUCGUAAUUUAGUUACCGGCGAGAACCGAACUGCUGGCUCCUUCUACAGUUUCUUUUUUCUCUCUUGGAUUCUUUGAAUCUUUGUGUGAAGGAUUUUGCGCCGGAAAUAUUACUGCGCGUAGUCUCACAUUGUAUUAGUGCGGUUGUAGGUUUAAAUUUACAUGCGUUGCAACAUAAUCAGAGUAUAAAUUCACAUACGGUGUUUUGCUGUGUUCUGACUUGCUGCUG